Molecule: messenger RNA, 2613 nt
Organism: Closterium sp. NIES-67
Lineage: Eukaryota; Viridiplantae; Streptophyta; Zygnematophyceae; Desmidiales; Closteriaceae
Source: the annotation of a GenBank genome assembly
ACCAAUCCAUCAUCAACGUUCAGUCUUCGCUCUUGGACCAGCUUCAGCGAGCCGGGCUGUGCAAUUCUUGUACUUAUUGUUGCUGUGGCGACUAAUAUCCUCGUACUUACCGUUGCCGUUUUGUAACACUGUCGUACGGCCGAUCAUGCCGGAGAUCUGGCGAGAUUUAUGUCGGUCAUGCUGUCAGCUGUUGGCGACGAACGAUUUCAGUCACAGACGGAAGCCGUCCGAAAAGCGUCGACGGAAAUCGUCACGGAGAUCGAAAUCAGCAUUUGUCACUGCUACUAGUGACGGAUGGUCGACCUGACGGACUUAUAGUUAGCUCGACGGCACAAUCGUUAACUUUGACGGACCGAUCGUUACCUCUGGAAGACUGAUCGCUAACGUUGACGGACUGAUCGUGACGGACUGAUCGUGACGGACUAUUCGUUAGCUGAACCAUGGCGCUUAGAAACCCUCGUUUAUCCUCUCGUCCUCUCCGUCGCACUUUCCUCCUGCUCUCCGUAUUCUCCGCCGCGUUUUCCGCCGCUUUUUCAGCUGGAGUGUCUGAAAACGCUCCCGCAAGCGCUCCCGCAAGCGCUCCCGCCCCGUCUCCCAGCGACGAGAUAAUUCCAGAUAUCCCCGGUAUAGACUACUCCGUCAAUAUCACGCUUCCGGUCGUUUCAGGCACAUCAGGGGAUCCCGUGGGUCCCCCCAUUUGCUUUGAGCAAGGGCUAUCGCCGCACCCGGUUCCGGUCCCUUGUGGCGAAAACUCUUCGCUAACAGCGACGUCGCAAGUGGCGUCGCACAGCAUUUCGCAAGCGGCGUCGCUCCCCAGCGCGCGAAUCGCAUCUAUCGGUGGUUCGAGUCGACCCCUAGUCGCAGAGAAUUCCACGCCGAACCUGACACCCGCUACUGAGCUCUUCGAUAUAUGCACUGGAGGAGGCUCCGCGUCAGUGACGCUGAACCCGCGCAGGCGGAACAAGUGGCGAGGCUGGGGCACCUCCCUCUGCUGGCUAGGAAACUUCGUGGGUGGUUUCCCCGAUGCGCACUUGAACCCUCUCAUGGACCUCCUAUUCUCCCCAUCGGACUAAACCUCAACAUAGUCCGCUACAACAUAGGAGGCGGCAACAACGCUACCAACAGUCCCCGACUCCAAACAGGCUGGGGAAAAUGGCGGGGCAUGCCGGGCUUUAAAGCCACAGAGCAAGCAGGCUACAACUGGUCAGCAGACGACAGGCAGCGGAAAGUUUUGUUCGCUGCCCGGGCGCGUGGGGCAGACACAUUCGAAGCUUUUGCCAACAGCCCGCCCUGGUGGAUGACUGUGUCUGGGGAUGUUGCCGGGGCAGCCAACUACGGAGAGGGGAAUUUGAAGGUGGAGUACGAGGAAGCUUAUGUGGAGUAUCUCACUGAUGUGGUGGAGAAAUUUGCUAAGGAUACUAGCUGGGGUAAGGGAAUGGUGUUUGAUACCUUGGAGCCGUUUAAUGAGGCUUUGGAGGGGUGGUGGAUGAAGGGGGGAGGGCAGGAGGGUUGUAACAUCGGUUUUCAGCAGAUGAAGCGGAUUCUACUGAUGACCCAGGCUGCUCUUGAAAGGAAGCAGCUUAAAACGGGGAUUGCCUCGGUGGAUAGCUUUGUCCAAACCACCCCGAGACAGAUUGGGACUCUGAACCCGUUCCUCGCCCGUUACAACGUGCAUGGUUACAUAAGCCUGGCGAAAAAACGGAACGAGUCCGGUCGAGUGGACAACCCAAAAAUUUUAUGAUAUGAAGCGGAUGGCGAAAGGGCAGGAGAAAGAGGUGUGGGUUUCGGAAUGGGGGCCUCUCAUGCGAGGCGGGGAGGAUAUGGACGUGGCACUUUUCAUGGCGAGGUCAAUCAUUGCGGCGAUCAACAUUUUGGAAGCUACUGGGUGGGUCUUUUGGCAGGCGAUUGACCCCGUGGCAUCCUGGGCGCUGAUCCACAUCGACUGGUCGAAAACGCCGGAUGAGUCUACAGUCUACACUCCGCCGACGGUCUCCAAAAAGUUUUGGAUCUUGAAGCAUUUUACGAGUCUCGCUCCCGCAGGCAGCAAGCGGCUGUAUGUCAACAAGGCGGCAUGUAACUACGGGAUUGCUGCUUUCUACACCCCGAAGAAGAGAAUGGUCAGCGUGUUUGUAGUGAAUCAAAAGGCAACACCAAGAUAUGUAAAGAUUCACAUACCUUGGUGGUUUUUGAGAAAUGUGGGUGGCAAAUCAAAGGUACACUCCUGGAGGACAUCGUACGCUGAUGACUUGGUGAAAGUUAACUACAGAGGAGGACAUUGGCCUAUACGCUUUGCAAUCCCUGGUAGGUCGUUUGCCUCGUUUGCGCUUACACAUGUAAGACCACUAUGGUAGAGCUGCCCCUUCUCGUAGGAUCUAGGCUAGUGUGCAGUAUUCCUUCCUUUUGUCUCAUACCUACCUACCCACCUGGCAUUGUAGUGUGGGGAGAUUUGUCAACACACAUAUAUAUACAUAUAUAUGUGUGUGUAUGUGUGUGUGUGUGUGUGUGUGUGUGUGUGUGUGUGUGUGUGUGUGUGUGUGUGUGUGUGUGUGUGUGUGUGUGUGUGUGUUGGCUAGGUAGGUUUAAUACUCGGUAGUUUCCUACUGUUAAGGGGAC